Molecule: messenger RNA, 1740 nt
Organism: Aspergillus pseudonomiae
Lineage: Eukaryota; Fungi; Ascomycota; Eurotiomycetes; Eurotiales; Aspergillaceae
Product: Cupredoxin
Exons: 2
Coding region: 1-1740 (579 amino acids)
Molecular function (GO): oxidoreductase activity; copper ion binding
Source: RefSeq, a predicted model, not a curated record
AUGACGACCCUACUUCUUCCACUUGUCCUCGUGGCCCUUGCGGCGAGUCUUCAGCAAACUGCUCCACUAGUAGCAAGCCCCUUCUCAUCUGGGGCAGGUCUCCUGUCUCGAGGAGUCUCAGGUCACGAGCAGUUCAAUAUCAACACUGACUACUAUUCCAAAUGCCCAGAAACUGGAGUUGUGAGGGAAUACUGGUUUGACAUCACGAAUAUGACGGCCGCCCCCGAUGGUGUCCGAAGGGCCAUGAUGCUGGUCAAUGGGCAGUACCCUGGUCCCACCAUCGAGGUAGACUGGGGGGACACCGUUAAGGUUCAUGUACAAAACCGCCUGGAAAACAACGGCACCAGCAUUCAUUUUCAUGGGGUCCGACAGUUUCUUAAUAACCAAAUGGACGGCGCAGUCUCGGUUACCCAGUGUCCAAUUGCCCCCGAGACGAGUUAUACCUAUACUUGGAAGGCUGAGCAGUACGGAACAAGCUUCUAUCAUUCCCAUUUCUCACUACAGGCGUGGGAGGGGGUAUUUGGCGGCAUUAUUAUUCACGGCCCUGCGGCGGCUGACUAUGAUGAAGACCUUGGCGUUUUGUUUCUUAAUGACUGGCCGCAUCGCACGUUCAACGAAAUAUAUAUUAACCAAAUCAGAAACCCUGCGACCCCGGUCAUCGAUACUGGUCUAAUCAAUAUGACCAACGUGUGGACUACUAGUGAUGGUGAGACAGUUGGUCAAAGGUUCAAGACGGAGUUUGUCCCUGGGAAGAAGUAUCGGAUUCGCCUUGUGAACGCUGCUAUGCACGCUCACUUCCGAUUCUCCAUAGACGACCACAACCUAACAGUCAUCGCCAGUGACUUUGUGCCAAUUGUCCCAUUCGCAACCAACAACAUCGCCAUCGGAAUGGGCCAGCGCUACGAUAUCAUCGUCCAAGCCGACCAACCCGUUGAUAACUACUGGAUCAGGGCCGUUCCUCAGUCAGCCUGUUCUAAUAUCCCCACCGGCGACAACAUCAAAGGCAUUGUCCACUAUAUAGGGGCAGAGGAUGGCGAGGAUCCAACGACCGUUAAAUGGGAUUACGGAGACGACACACAGUGUCUAGACAGGCCAAUGUCAGACCUUGUACCCUGGGUCGCUCUUGACGCCAUGAUCUCCAACACAACCAGCCUCAACGACGCAGUCGCUCCCACGAACGCCGGAGGCAUAUUCCUAUGGACCAUCGGUGGCCGGGCCUUCAAUGUUUCGUGGAAGGACCCUACCCUCCAACACUCCUCCGCCACGGGUAUGAAAACCACAAUCCCUGACCCGGGAGCUAUUAACCUCCCCGAAGCAAACCAAUGGGUUAUCUUCAUCAUUGCUACCAACCAGGGAAUCCCGCAUCCGAUCCAUCUUCAUGGUCACGACUUCUAUAUCCUCGCCCAAGGCAUCGGCCCCUUCUCCAGAAGCAUCCCCUUGCAAACGCGUAAUCCUCCCAGACGGGAUGUCGCUCUAAUGCCGGCCGAGAGUAACGGGGGGUACUUGGUAAUAGCGUUUCCGACCAAUAAUCCCGGAGCUUGGCUUCUACACUGCCAUAUGGGUUUUCAUUCAUCGGCGGGCUUCGUACAGCAGAUUGUUGAGCGGCAAGAUGAGUUCUGGAAGUUCCUCAAUCCAGAGCUUUUGAAAGACACGUGCGAGGCAUGGGAUGAUUAUGCCGCUGUCAAUCCAUAUGGGGUACAGUAUAGAGGAACUAACGGGCCGUACGAGUCUGGGAUGUGA